AUGGCUGCUACAGCUCGCCCGCUUGGGCCUCGAGCGAUCCCAAAUGGACCACAGUACCCGAACCCCUACGAGUCAGCCUGGUACGAGGCAGACCAACGUCUCGCUCCCUCUUACAUUGCUCCUCCUCCUCAGAGCCCUCCUUCUCCUGCAGACGUGCGAAUGGACUCGUACCCUUUUCCGGCUGCUCAGUCGCCCCAAGGCCGCGCUGGAGUGCCACCAUCGCCCAGCAAGCUGCCUCCCGGCGCUGCGAGGCCGUACCACCAAGUUAGCAAUGCUCCGCAGAGGCCGUCUAGCAUGUCUGGCCCAACACCCUUACCUCAACGUCCAGCUGCUCAGCAGGGAAGACGCCUUUCUCACCAGGGCCCAGCCGACAAUGGCCUGCAGCGCCAGCAGUCGCCGCUCGCUGCAAGGCCACCUUUGAGGCCAUCUCACUUUCAGAGCUUCCCAACGCCGGAGACGAGGUACGCUCCAGGUCAGAGUGGCCGCACUACUGCCAAUGGCAAGGGCAGCGCUUUCAUGCACAAGGGUUUCUUCGACUUGAUGCAGCUUGCCAAUGAUCGGGGCAACACAGCGGGAGCUUCCAAAUUCCUUGGGUCGAUGCAAGACGACCACCGUCCCACGAGCCCUUCGAAGUUCCGAUCCACGCUCAGCAAGGCGACGGCUGGGAUUCGUGGCCCUUCCAACAAGGUUGGCCCUCCUCCAUCCGCUGCGGCGGCCUCCAUCUCGCCAGACGGCAGCCCUCCCGCAGCUCAAUCCUCACUCGCCGCCCUACCCGGCGUGAAAGCGACGAAGAAGCGUAUCAAUGUAGGCCAGAUUUCAGCCCCUCGGCCAAGCAGUUUCGUUCACGCCGCACACGCCAGUGAUGCUGAGCAAGCGGAAGCGCUGCUCAACCGCUGGGGACGAGAUGGGGUCGGCAAGGUAGCUGACCCCAUUUGGGUGGAGCGCACCAAGGAGGCUCUCAAGAUGCAGGCGGCCCGCAAUCAGGCUGAAGCUAUUGCGCAAGUACAGGCGGCGAUGCAUCAGGACUCUUACCUCAUCAAUCAGCCCCGAGCACUGCAGAUAAUGAACGGGCUGCCUUCAAACUUUACGGCCAGUAGCGUGCCGACGAUCAACAGCCUCGCACCGACGAUGGGCCACUCUGUAAGCAGCGGGAGCCAACAGACGCUACACGGCAUGCCGACGACGAGCGCCCCGAAUACCCCUGGCGUCGGUGGCUUCGUCAACCAGUUCAAGGGUAUUGCUGAGGAGGGCAGGAGCGGUGGCUCGGACGAGCCGACGGUCGAGGAGUCACGCGACACGCUCGAAGUUCCGCAAAUCGCUAGACCCACGCUACCUCGCACCAACACCGCUGGCACGACGAUCCUCAACCGCACUCCCAGCCCCAAUGGACAAGCAGACGGAGAAGCUCAGGACUAUCUCUCAUACCGUAAUCCCCAAGCAGCCGCUGCUCCGAUCUCAAUCGACGGUCUGCCAGGCGGCGGAGAACGGGGUACUGGUGGUCUGAACAAGAUGUUCGAGUCGCUCACCACCAAUCCAGCUGCCCGACCGACCUCGAUGCUAGUUCGCGACUCCUAUCUCGACGGCAGCGACCUCUCCGCUCACAUGGCGGCAGAGAUGGACAAUCUCGCUUUGCGCCCCUCACUGACCACGGUCGAAAAGAGCGUAGCAGCCAAGAUCUACUUCGAAAAUCUCUACUAUGGCAUCCUCAAGAAGCCAGCCGCGCGCGAUACCCGCCGAGCCGGCCUCGAGAAAGAGCUUGCUGGCCUUCGCAUUCCCGAGUCUAGCAAGGAGGCCAUUCGUUCUGCGUGGACGGCAAGGGAAACGGAGUACCUCCGCGAUGUCAGAGCGAGAGUCAGCGCGAACUCUUUUGCGAAGUUGAAGACCAUCGGCCACGGCGCGUUCGGUGUGGUGGCGCUCGUACGAGAAAAGGGAAGUGGGCAGCUAUUCGCCAUGAAGCAGUUGAGGAAAGCAGAUAUGCUGAGAAAGGGGCAGGAGGGCCACGUACGCGCCGAACGCGACCUCAUGACGAGCGCGAGCGCUAGCGGAAGCCGACGCUGGAUCGUCAAUCUCGUCUACAGCUUCCAGGAUACCGACCACCUCUACCUCAUAAUGGAGUUCAUGGGCGGCGGCGAUCUUCUCAACUUGCUCAUCGAAAAGGACAUCUUCCCCGAAGACUUCUCCCGCUUCUACGUAGCUGAGAUGAUCCUCGCAAUUCACGAAGCCCACAGGCUCGGGUACAUCCAUCGGGACAUCAAGCCGGACAACUUCCUCUUCACAUCGCAGGGCCACAUCAAGCUGGCAGACUUCGGACUGUGCCAAAGCUUCCACUGGGCGCAUGACGGGGCGUACUAUGAUCAGCAUCGCCGCAAUUUGCUCAAGAAGCACGGGAUUGAUUUGGAAGAUGCGGGGGCAGGCAGGAGGACGAGGGCAAAUGGUGCUGCUGGUGGCGGCCCGCAGCGCGACGAAGCUGGACGCCCCCUCGACGAUCGAGAGCUCCGCGAGAUAAUGAGCGACCGCAACCCUGACGGGACACCGCACACACACGUCCUGACCUGGCGGGAGAAAAACAAGAAGAAGAUUGCCUACUCCGUGGUGGGCACCAACAAUUAUAUGGCUCCCGAGGUGCUACGCGGCCUAGGCUACGAUCAAUCGUGUGACUGGUGGUCCCUUGGCUGCAUAGUCUUCGAGAUGCUCUAUGGCUACCCUCCCUUUGUCUCCAAGAGUCGUCAUCUCACGCGCCAGAAGAUCCUCAACUGGCGUCAAACAUUGCGUUUCCCUCCCAAGCCUCGAGGAAUCUCUCGUGAGGCUCAGGACUUCAUUCUCCGGCUAGUCUGCGAAAGGGAGGACAGGCUAGGCAGCACAAGUACGGCAUCAGUCAGCAGGCCCAACUCGGUGCUGCAGAAUGCUCGUCAACAGAGCGGAUUCGCUCCACCAGGCGCUGGGGCCGGCGGAGCCGGUGGGCUGGCCGACGGGGUCGAGGAGCUGAUGUCGCACCCUUGGUUCAAGGGAAUCGAUUGGGAUGAGCUGCAUCGCACCACCAAGCCGCCUUUCCGCCCAGCCUUGGCUCACGCGGCCGACACGCGCCACUUCGAAGACGAUAUUGCCGACGAGCCACUCGCUGCUCCAGGCGCUUUGACUGCCGCCGAGAACGGAGGCGUGCCCCCGCCGCCUGACCCGGCGAGAGACCCGAUGCUGAGGGAUAAAGCGCAUGGCGGCCGACUGCUGGAGAUGAGAAAGCAGCUGGCUUUUGUGGGAUACACCUUCAAGAGGCCACCGGGCUUUGAUCCGAGGGACAUUGAUGGGGAGGUGGCCGCGAGUGCGCAAGCGAAUGGGCAGAGCGCAAGAGCACUGGCGCAGGCUAUGGGUGCACCAGAGGGCGGAAGUCAUAUCAGGUCGAUGUCGAUGUGA
Messenger RNA from Jaminaea rosea, 3408 nucleotides. RefSeq names its product kinase-like protein. The transcript has 2 exons. Gene Ontology annotation, molecular function: ATP binding; protein serine/threonine kinase activity. The coding region runs from base 1 to 3408 and encodes 1135 amino acids. Lineage: Eukaryota; Fungi; Basidiomycota; Exobasidiomycetes; Microstromatales. The record is from RefSeq and is a predicted model, not a curated record. Gene Ontology annotation, biological process: intracellular signal transduction; peptidyl-serine phosphorylation.